AAAUUCUUAUAUGUGAAACGGGUCAGGUCGCGUCAAUAUGCAAAUGUAAUACUUAUACUAGCAAAUGUAGUACUAAAUUAGGAAUAAAUUCUUUCUUAUUUAUAAGGGAAAACGUAAUACUUUUGAGUACAAAUAAAUUCUUUCUUAUUUCUGAUGGCCUUAUACGCCGGUCGUGGUGGUCAAUCCAGUGGACAUGGCAGCCGGCAAUCUACGAACCAUCAGGGCAGUGGACGUGGACGGCAAACCGGCGGCGGGCGUGGCCGUGGCAAUCCUCGGUGUCAGAUUUGUAGAAGCCAAGGCCAUACAACCGUGUACUGCUACAAAAGAUAUACAAAACCAGCGCCGCAUGCUCAUUUGGCCGUCGCAGGUGGCUCGCCGGCGGACGCUGCACAGACGGACGCCUGGUUUCCCAACCCCGGCGCCUCCAUGCACGCGUCGCCGGAUGAACAGCAGGUCGGACAGUCUGAGGCCUACACCGACGACGACGUUUUGAAAGUAGGAUUGCACUACUUGGGAAACACUUCUUAAAGGUUUCACGGUCGGCGGUUUGUUUAAAUUGUUGGUACUGCGGGCGCAUUUUGCAUUCCUAACGGCAAAAGCGUCACCCUCAAUUUGGCAUCAACGAUUGGGACACCCACAUAAACAAGCCCUUCAACGAGUCCUAAAACACUGUCCGGUCACGUCAAAUAAAGCCCAUGCGUCAGAAGUCUGUUCCGCGUGUCAACUUGGCAAAGUCGGCUCGGUUUCCCUUAGAUAGAGUUCAUACGUCAAGUUUAAAUAUUUUAGAUUUGUUGUAUACGGACAUCUGGGGGCCUUCCUCGGUUAUUUCAGAUUCUGGCUAUCGUUAUUUUGUUUUGU
Molecule: messenger RNA, 858 nt
Organism: Ipomoea nil (Japanese morning glory)
Lineage: Eukaryota; Viridiplantae; Streptophyta; Magnoliopsida; Solanales; Convolvulaceae
Exons: 2
Coding region: 154-528 (124 amino acids)
Source: RefSeq, a predicted model, not a curated record